Penicillium atrosanguineum is the source of this 666-nucleotide messenger RNA. Its product is annotated as putative DRAP deaminase. Gene Ontology annotation, molecular function: catalytic activity. The record is from RefSeq and is a predicted model, not a curated record. Lineage: Eukaryota; Fungi; Ascomycota; Eurotiomycetes; Eurotiales; Aspergillaceae. Bases 1 to 666 code for a protein of 221 amino acids. The transcript has a single exon.
AUGUCGACCACUUCCCCUCACAACGCCUAUAUGCAAAAAUGCGUCUCCCUCGCAGAGCAAUCACCUCCCCGACCGACCAAUUUUCGCGUCGGCGCACUCCUCCUCUCCCGUAAAGAUGGGGAUGUCUCCGGAACCGACGAUCGAAUCCUCUCAACCGGCUACACGAUGGAACUAGCAGGAAACACCCACGCCGAACAAUGCUGCUUUUCGAACUACGCUGCCGUCCACAAAGUCCCCGAUGAUGAAGUAUCCACCGUACUCCCCAUUGAAGCGGGCCGGAAACUCAUCAUGUACGUGUCGAUGGAGCCAUGCGGGAAGCGACUUUCAGGGAACACGCCGUGCGUGCAACGCAUUACGAAGACGCGGGAGGGUGAUCGGGAAGGGGUCCAGAAGGUUUAUUUCGGAGUUAAGGAGCCUGGGACUUUUGUGGGAGAGUCGGAGGGGUGUAAGAUGUUGACUGCGGCGGGGAUUGAGUGGGAACAUGUGGCUGGGUUUGAGAAGGAAAUCUUGUCGGUUGCGUUUGCUGGGCAUGAGAAUGCGGCGGAGAAGGUGAAGGCUACGCUGGGUGAGCAGGGGACUGAUGUUGCCGAGGAGAGGAAGAGACAGGAGGAGGCUCCUAGGAAUCCGAAGAAGAGGAUGAUGGAGGGAGAGACGAUGCUCUAUUGA